Molecule: messenger RNA, 3480 nt
Organism: Colletotrichum spaethianum
Lineage: Eukaryota; Fungi; Ascomycota; Sordariomycetes; Glomerellales; Glomerellaceae
Product: DNA damage-binding protein 1
Exons: 3
Coding region: 1-3480 (1159 amino acids)
Biological process (GO): proteasome-mediated ubiquitin-dependent protein catabolic process; DNA repair
Cellular component (GO): site of double-strand break; nucleus
Molecular function (GO): protein binding; nucleic acid binding
Source: RefSeq, a predicted model, not a curated record
AUGUCAUACGUCGCGCCCAUCCACAGGCCAAGCAGCAUACGGCAGGCCUUGAGCAUACGCUUGUCAGAGGACGACGAGAACGAGAGCUUGGUGGUAGCACUCGAAGUAUGGCGCGUCACGCCCACCGACAUGUACAUGCUCGGCUCUGCCGCAGUCUACGGCACCAUCCUCCUCCUGCAACGGCUGCGACCCAAGGAUAGCAAGGCCGACCUGCUGUUCGUCGGUACCGACCGAUUCCAAUACUUUACUGCGAGAUGGGACUCGGGAACACAGAGGCUGCACACGGAGCAGGUCAUUGAAGACGCUGCGGAACCUCACAUGCGCGAAGCCCAGAGCCAGGACAAGUGCUUGGUGGACCCGACUGGCAGAUUCAUGGUCAUGCACCUAUGGGAAGGAGUCAUGAAUGUUAUGCGUUUGGGAACUCGCAAGGGAAGCUUCGCUCGCCUCGACGAUGCAUGGGAGCAGGUCCGCCUGUCUGAGCUUUUCGUCAAGGCCAGCACUUUUGUGCCCACCGAAACGGGCCACCCAACUGUCGCCUUCUUGUACCAGUCCAUGAUCGACAAGGAAGACGCACAACUCGCCAUUUACAGACUCAUGAGCGACGAUAAGAACACAAACGUUUCAAGGUUCGACCCCAGUAAACACAGGGAGUUCGAGCUCGAGAUCAAGGACCCAUACGCGCGUAUCAUCAUCCCCGUGCCCAUCGUUGAAGACGAGGUCAAGCGUUAUCACAAGAGAGACACCACGGGGGCGAAAGCCCAGCUCGGUGGCUUGAUUGUUGUCGGGGAGACUUUGCUGGUCUACGUCGAUACCCUUACACAGACCGUCGUAGAAAGUGGACUAGACAGCCCAGCCAUUUUCGUGGCGUGGGCCGCGUGCGACGGCACAAACUACUUCCUCUCUGACGACUAUGGCAACCUUCAUCUCUUGACAAUCGAGACCGAAGGCGUCGUUGUCACGGGUCUUUCUUUGAGAACAUUGGGCGUCACCUCCCGCGCGUCGUGUUUGGUAUACAUGGGAGAUGGCAUGCUUUUCCUGGGCUCUCAUUACGGCGACUCCCAGCUUCUCACAGUGGAUGUCGAAAGCAUGACGACGAGGCUUGUCCAGACCAUUCCCAACAUUGCCCCCAUCCUCGACUUCUCCAUCAUGGACCUGGGAAAUGCGGGGGACAGCCAGGUGGGCAACGCCUUCUCCUCGGGCCAGGCCCGCAUUGUUGCGGGCUGCGGCGUUCACCAGAACGGCAGUCUACGAAGCAUUCGAAGCAGUGUUGGUCUGGAAGAUAUUGGUGUACUCGAGGACUUGCAGGAUGUUCGCGGGCUGUUCAGUCUCCGAUCGCAUGGCUCACCCAAGGUCGACACGCUUGUUGUUUCCUUCAUAACGGAAACCCGAGUCUUUAGAUUCGAUGCAGAAGGAGGGAUUGAGGAGGUGUUUGACUUUCAAGGACUUACCUUGGAUAGGCCAACGCUGGUCGCAAAAACUCUGCCCGAUGGCCGCUUGUUGCAGAUUACGGCCACCACCGUGGCAGUUCUUGAUUCUCAGAGGGGCGUCACGCUAAGCACAUGGGCAGUGCCAGAUGGUAAGGCCAUCGUCAAUGCGUCAGCCAAUAGCAAGUGGGUGUUGUUGUCUAUCAAUGGCACAACUCUGGUGUCCCUGAACCUGUCAGAUAAUCUGUCAGCUCAAGAGCAAGCCUUGGGCCUCGGCGUUGGAGGCCAGGAGGAUCAGAUCUCCUGCAUCCAUGCUGCUAGUGAUCUUGAUGACAUUGGCGUCGUCGGUUUCUGGGCGACUGGCUCGGUUUCAAUCAUUGACCUUCGCACACUCAAUGCCCUCCAGGGAGAAACCAUCAAGCAGACCGACGACAGCGUAUCUAUUCCAAGAGAUCUAGUCCUAGUACAGCUUCACCCACCACACCUCCUUGGCCCUACCCUCUUCGUAGCCAUGGAAGAUGGGCAGGUCGUGUCGUUUAAUGUGUCAAAGGAGGAUUUCUCGUUAUCUAGUCGGAAGAGCGUCACUCUAGGCAGCCAACAGGCUGGUCUGCACAUUCUGCCUCGUCCAGGCGGCGAAGGUAUCAGCAAUGUCUUUGCUACCACGGAGCAUUCCAGCCUCAUUUACAGCUCCGAGGGACGCAUCAUCUACUCGGCAGCUACCGCAGAGGAUGUUACGUACAUUGCGCCUUUCGACUCGGAAGCGUUCCCCGACGCCAUUUUUCUUGCCACAGACCGAAACAUCCGGAUCGCUCAUAUUGAUGCCGAGAGAAGAACCCAUGUCAACCCGUUGCCACUGCGCGAGACAGUUCGCAGGGUCGCAUACUCGCCAGCGCUGCGAGCUUUCGGGAUCGGGACUAUUCGCCGGGAACUCGUCAACAACGAAGAAGUGGUGACCAGCUCGUUCCAGCUCGUCGACGAAAUUGUUCUUGGGGUGGUCGGUAAACCGUUCCACUUCGAUGGCUCGACGUCGACGGAAAUGGUAGAGAGCGUCAUCAGAGCGGAACUGCCAGAUAGCAUGGGCCAGCCUGCAGAAAGGUUCAUCAUCGGCACGAGUUUCCUGGCCGAUCCCGAGAUCGAUGAGAAUAGCGACAUCAAAGGCCGUAUUCUUGUCCUCGGUGUGGAUUCCGACAAGAACCCGUACUUGAUCGUUAGCCAUGAGCUGAAAGGCGCCUGCCGAAGUCUUGGCAUCAUGGGCGAGAAGAUUGUUGCUGGUUUGAGCAAGACGGUGGUGGUGUACGACUACGCUGAGGAGUCGACCACAGCAGGCGCCUUGCAUAAGCUGGCCACUUUCCGGCCUUCGACGUUUCCUGUCGACAUUGACGUCAAUGGAAACAUGAUUGGCAUUGCCGAUUUGAUGCAAUCAAUGACCUUGGUUGAGUUCGUCCCAGCUCAAGAUGGAAACAAAGCCAAGCUUUUGGAGCGAGCCCGCCACUUCCAAUACAUCUGGGCCACUUCGGUGUGCCACCUAGAGGGGCAUUCGUGGCUCGAGGCGGAUGCGCAGGGCAACCUGAUGGUGCUGAGAAGAAACCCCGACGCGCCGACAGAACACGAUCAAAAGCAGAUGGAGGUUACGAGUGAAUUUCAUCUCGGAGAACAGGUUAACAAGAUCCGGCCACUCAACAUCACACCCAACGAGAACGACCCCAUUGUUCCCAAGGCGUUCCUCGCGACGGUCGAGGGGUCAUUAUAUGUCUUUGCUGAUAUCAAGGCCGAAUACCAAAGUCUGCUACUUCAGUUCCAAGAGAGACUGGCGGAUAUUGUCAAAACGCUAGGACAAGCGGAUACUGCGCCUGGCUCUGGCCUAUCCUUCAUGGCGUGGCGAGGCUUCAGAAAUGCCAAACGCACCGCAGAUGGGCCUUUCCGGUUCGUUGACGGCGAGUUGAUUGAACGUUUCUUGGAUUUGGACGAGGCAAAGCAACAGGUGGUCAUCCAGGGUCUUGGUCCAACAGUCGAGAGCAUGCGCAACCUGGUGGAGGAGCUGAAGCGCAUGCAUUAA